AUGGCUCCUCAGAUCAACUACUCAUCCUCCGCUGAGGGCACGCGCCCGUCCAGCGAGCCUAGACCAAGCUCUUCGGUGCUGCUGCUCUCGCCGCAGAACCAGGUCCUGCUUCUGCACCGCGUGCAGACGUCGACGUCCUUUGCGUCGGCGCACGUCUUCCCCGGCGGCAACUUGGAUGCGUUCCACGAUGGGACUCUCCCCGCCGUAGGGUCACCGGACCGCCAUCAGGACGGGCUGGCGUACCGGCUUGGGGCUAUUCGCGAGACGUUUGAGGAGACGGGGAUCCUGUUGGCCAAGAAGGAUGGCGAGCUGGUUAACCUAAGCAUAGAGGAGAGGGAUGUGGCGAGGAAGAAGAUACAUGGAAACCAAACCAGAUUUCUCGACUGGUUGGAAUCGCUAGGCGCCGAGCCAGAUACUGACGGCUUGGUUCCCUUCACCAGAUGGAUCACACCCGCUAUCAACAUCAAGCGCUUCACCACCCAAAUGUAUCUCUACCUGCUACCUCUAACCCGCAACCAAAUGCCUUCAGAAAUGCUCAUCCCCACGCCCGACAACGGCGUCGAGCACACUGCUGCCCUCUUCGCCCCAGCCCAGACCUUCCUAUCCCGGGCUUCUACCAACUCCAUCAUCCUGUUCCCUCCGCAGGCGUACCUCCUCCGCCUCGUCGCCAACAUCUUCAGCAGCACGGCCGCGUCCCCAGAAGAGGGCCCACUGCACCUCGCCUCACAGCGCGAGAAGCUGCUGGCGUUCCUCUCGAGCGUCCCUACGGCGGAGACGGAGAAGGGCAAGCAGCACAACACGGCGCUCAUUCCUUGGGGUGAUAAGGUUAUGAGCCCGCACACGCUGUUUGUGCGGAAGAGCGACAAACGAGUUGUCCUGGCGCUGGAUAAGCCGGGCCCGGAGCUCAAAGACUCGGGGAGAGGCGGCGACUGGUCAAGAGUGGUUCUGGUCAACUUUGGCAAGGGCGGACCGACGAAUGUGGAGAUUCGGGGACGAGAAGAAAUAUUGGAAGAGGAGCGGGAGAGCAAGACGGAUGAGCAGAAACUAUAG
Messenger RNA from Ilyonectria robusta, 1050 nucleotides. RefSeq lists its product as uncharacterized. The record is from RefSeq and is a predicted model, not a curated record. Gene Ontology annotation, molecular function: hydrolase activity, acting on acid anhydrides, in phosphorus-containing anhydrides. The transcript has 2 exons. Lineage: Eukaryota; Fungi; Ascomycota; Sordariomycetes; Hypocreales; Nectriaceae. Bases 1 to 1050 code for a protein of 349 amino acids. Gene Ontology annotation, cellular component: mitochondrion.